AUGGAGUCUAUCAAACCUAUGCACGACAAGUCGGUGGAGGAGAUGAACGAGAAGCGUGUGUAUGAGGUGCAAGAAGGUGAGGCGCCGUCGGUGGUUGAAAACGUCGACUCCCUCAAGCGGCGCUUGACGAAUCGGCAAAUGCAGCUCAUCGCAAUUGGUGGCUCGAUCGGGACCGCGCUCUUCGUCAGUAUCGGAUAUGGACUCAUUGAAGGCGGUCCCGGUAGCCUGUUCAUCGCUUUCACCCUAUAUUCGUGUAUGCUCGGCCUCGUCAACAGCUGCAUGGCCGAGAUGGCGGUCUUUAUGCCGGUCAGCGGCUCCUUCAUUCGCAUGGGAUCCAAGUGGGUGGACGAGGCAUUCGGCUUCAUGGUGGGCUGGAACUUUUUCCUCUACGAGGCUGUCCUGAUACCCUGGGAAAUCUCGGCGCUCAACCUCGUCCUGACUUUCUGGUCCGACAACAUCCCCAAGGUUGCCAUUUGCCUGGCGUGUAUCGUUCUCUAUGGAUUGAUCAAUCUCUUUGCGGUCAAGUGGUACGGCGAGUCCGAGUUUUGGCUCUCAGGCGGCAAAGUCAUUCUGGUUAUGAUCGUAUUUGCCUUUACCUUUAUCACUAUGGUCGGAGGCAACCCCCAGCACGACGCAUACGGUUUCCGGUACUGGAACAAUCCUGGGGCCUUCGCAGAAUAUGUCACCACCGGCGCUCUCGGUCGCUUCGAGGGCUUCCUGGGCGCGCUCUUCAUGGCUGCCUUCACCAUCGUCGGACCAGAGUACGUGGCUAUGGUCAGCGGCGAGGCCAUGUAUCCCCGCAAGCACCUGAAACAGGCCUUCAAGACCGUGUACUGGCGGUUCGGCAUCUUCUUCAUCGUCGGCGCUCUGUGCGUCGGCAUCGUGGUCCCCUACAACGACCCGACGCUGAACAGCGUUCUGAACGGAGGCUCUGCCAGCACAGCCGGAGCGUCCGCCUAUGUCAUUGCCAUGCAGAACAUGGGCAUCACCGUACUCCCGGACUUGACGAACGCGCUUCUCGUGACCAGCAUCUUCUCGGCCGGAAACACUUACGUGUACUGCGCGUCCAGGACGCUCUACGGGCUCUCGUUGGACGGCCACGCUCCGAGAUUCCUGCAAAAAUGCACAAAGGCCGGAGUGCCCAUUUACUGCUUCUGCAUCACUAUGUUCUUCCCGCUCUUGUCCCUGCUCACGCUAGGGACCAGCAGUACGCAAGUCAUCACCUGGCUGACUAACCUGACCGAGGCAUCCCAAAUCAUCGACUUUAUCGUCAUGUGCAUCAUCUACCUCUUCUUCUACCGCGCGCUCAAGGUCCAAGGCUACGACCGCAACAACCUGCCCUACAAGGGCUGGGGCCAGCCCUACGUCGCAUGGGUUGCCCUGAUCUUCAUGAUCUGCAUCGUCGGCACGUACGGCUACACCACAUUCCUGCCGGGAUGGUGGGACGUCGGCACCUUCUUCUCCUACUACACCAUGUGCUUCGUCUGUCCACUGCUGUACCUGAGCUUCAAGGUCAUCAAGAAGACGAAGAUCGUCAAAGCCCACGAGGCGGACUUGGUCUGGGAGAGGCCCGUGAUCGACGCAUAUGAGGCCACCUUCGUCGACAAGCCGCUGGGAUUCUGGCAGGAGCUGAGGCGGCAUCUUCCGAAGAAGCUGGGAGGGAAGAAGGACGUGUAG
Fonsecaea multimorphosa CBS 102226 is the source of this 1677-nucleotide messenger RNA. RefSeq lists its product as uncharacterized. Gene Ontology annotation, cellular component: membrane. Gene Ontology annotation, biological process: amino acid transmembrane transport. Lineage: Eukaryota; Fungi; Ascomycota; Eurotiomycetes; Chaetothyriales; Herpotrichiellaceae. The coding region runs from base 1 to 1677 and encodes 558 amino acids. Gene Ontology annotation, molecular function: amino acid transmembrane transporter activity. The record is from RefSeq and is a predicted model, not a curated record. The transcript is spliced from 7 exons.